Petromyzon marinus (sea lamprey) is the source of this 1247-nucleotide messenger RNA. Lineage: Eukaryota; Metazoa; Chordata; Hyperoartia; Petromyzontiformes; Petromyzontidae. The record is from RefSeq and is a predicted model, not a curated record.
AUGGGACUGUCGGAUGAACCGCGGGGUUUUUGUUCCACCCCCACCACCACCACAUUUCUGCUCCUGUUGCGCGUUACCGAGGCUGUUGUCGUGCAACUGUCGCAUCUCUUCGCCGCCUUGAUAGCGCCGAACUUGCCGUCUCCUGUCGCGCUGGCGGGACGCGGGGAGGAUGAACCCCACGGGGCCCCCGGCCACCUCGGGCCCCUCGGUCCUCACCCCGCGGCGGGGAGGCUGGGGAGGCUGGGCGGGUUCGGGCAGGCGGUGAUCGGGCCCCCGGGCUCGGGAAAGACCACGUACUGCGGCGCAGUGCAGAGGCUCCUGGCCACGGAGCUCGGCCGCCCCGUCGCCGUGAUCAACCUGGACCCGGCCAACGACAGCCUCCCCUACAGCUGCGCGGUGGACAUCUCGGAGCUGGUCACGCUGAGUGAUGUCAUGGACACCCUGAAGCUGGGGCCCAACGGAAGCCUCAUCUACUGCAUGGAGUACCUGGAGGCGAACGUGGACUGGCUCCAUGCCAAGCUAAAGGCUCUGUCUGGUCACUACCUGCUCUUCGACUGCCCGGGUCAGGUGGAGCUCUACUCUCACCACGGUGCCGUGCGCAACGUCCUCGGUACACUCGGCAAGUGGGAUCUGCGCCUGUGUGCCGUGCACCUGGUGGACUCGCACUACUGCAGCGAUCCGGGCAAGUUUGUGUCGGUGCUGUGCACGGCGCUGGCCGCCAUGCUGCACGUGGAGCUGCCGCACGUGAACGUCCUCUCCAAGGUGGAUCUCAUCGAGACGCAGGGCCCUCUGGCCUUUAACCUGGACUUCUACACGGAGGUGAUGGACAUGACCUACCUGCUGCAGUAUCUUGCUGACGAUCCGUUCUUCAGGAAGUACAAGAAACUCAACGAGGGGCUGAUAGAGAUGGUGGAGUCCUACAGCCUCGUGUCCUUCGUUCCUCUCAACGUUCAGGACGCAGAGAGCCUGCGGGCCGUGGUGCGCGCCGUGGACAAAGCCAACGGCUGCUGCUUCGGGGAGGGGGAGCGGAGGAGCAUUGGGGCCAUGAUGUCCACAGCCAUGGGCUCCGACUUCCACUUCCCUCAGACCCUGGGGGUGCAGGAGCGGUACGUGAAUCCGGUGGGGCUCUCCCUGCAGGAGGAGCUGGAGGAGCUGUGACGGGCCGUGUGCUGCCUCCCCCCCCGCCCCAACGGCACACCUGCUGCCCCGUGCUGCCCCGUGCUGCCCCGUGGUGCCCCGUGGUGCCC